Messenger RNA from Coffea eugenioides, 762 nucleotides. Its product is annotated as alkaline ceramidase-like. Gene Ontology annotation, cellular component: membrane. Gene Ontology annotation, molecular function: hydrolase activity, acting on carbon-nitrogen (but not peptide) bonds, in linear amides. The record is from RefSeq and is a predicted model, not a curated record. NCBI's taxonomy places the organism in Eukaryota, Viridiplantae, Streptophyta, Magnoliopsida, Gentianales, Rubiaceae. Gene Ontology annotation, biological process: ceramide metabolic process; defense response to other organism; autophagy. Bases 1 to 762 code for a protein of 253 amino acids. The transcript has 2 exons.
AUGGCUGACGGAUUAUCAAGCUUUUGGGGUCCGGUCACAUUCACCAAUGAGUGGUGUGAGAAGAAUUAUGUAUACUCUUCUUAUAUUGCUGAAUUCUUCAACACCCUAUCAAAUAUUCCAUGCAUACUUUUGGCUCUCAUUGGCCUUGUGAAUUCUUCAAGGCAACGGUUUGAGAAGAGAUUCAGUGUUCUUCAUUUAUCAAACAUGAUAUUAGCAAUUUGGAACAUUUUAUACCAUGCUACAUUAUAUCGCGUGCUACAGCAAAGUGAUGAAACUCCGGUGAUAUGGGAAACUCUCCUUUACAUCUAUGUCUUGUACUCACCAGACUGGCAUUAUCGCAGAACAAUGCCAACCUUCCUAGUCGUCUAUGGAGCUACUUUCGCAAUGGUCCAUUCACAUAUUCAAUUGGGUAUUGGCUUCAAGGUGCAUUUCGUGAUUCUAUGCCUUCUGUGCAUUCCUCGGAUGUACAAAUAUUACUUAUACACAGACGAUCUGUAUGCUAAACGGGUUGCAAAGGUAUAUGCAGUUACACUAGUUGUUGGCACUCUGUGUUGGCUGUUUGAUCGUGUUCUCUGCAGGGAUAGCUGGCCUGUCAAUCCACAGGGACAUGCCAUGUGGCACGUUUUCAUGGGUAUUAAUUCUUACUUCGCCAACACAUUUUUGAUGUUUUGCCGGGCUCAACAGCGCGGUUGGGCCCCAAAAGUUGUGCACUAUAUGGGCAUUCUUCCUUAUGUGAAAAUUCGAAAACCAAAAGUCCGAUGA